AUGCAAUGGAAGACGAUAUCACUUCUCGUGUGUCUUUAUGGAGUGAUCAAGGAAUUCCGUCCGGCCACCCCGUUUCUAACUCCGUUUCUCGUUUCUGACGCAAAAAAUCUCAGCAUUGAGACAGUUUACAGUGACAUUUAUCCAUUCUGGACGUAUUCGUAUUUGAUUUGCCUGAUUCCAAUCCUGGCUCUCACUGAUCUUCUCCGCUACAAACCGCUUGUGAUCGUUGAAGCGAUCGGUCUCUGUCUCACGUGGGCGCUUCUCGUUUGGGCUCAAGGCGUUCAACUCAUGCAAUUGAUGCAAAUCGUCUUUGGUUUGGCAUCAGCUGCCGAGAUCGCUUUCUCUUCAUAUCUCUUUGCUGUCGUUGAUGUAAAACAAUAUCGCCGAGUCACCUCGUGGACGAAAACCUCAGUGCUUAUCGGGAAACUUUUCGCUUUUGCUUUGGCACAAUUUCUGGUUUCUUGGCUCGAUGCACCGUAUUUGUUGCUUAAUCAGAUCACUUUCAUCGCCACAAUCAUUGCUCUUUUCGUUGCUUUAACUCUUCCGACUGUGCCGAAAAGUCGACCGGAUGUUGUUCAAAAUGUUGAAGAAGCUCAACCAAAAACAACAUAUGAUCGAAAAAAAAGAAAAUCUGCUUCUUCAACUUAUCUAUCGACAAUGCGAGGGAGAUUUUUGAUCUACAAGGAGAACGCUUUGGUCCUGAAGUGGUCUCUCUCCUACGCUUUGAUUAGUUGUGCUAUGUAUCAAAUUUAUAACUACAUUCAACCGCUCUGGAUUGAGAUCGAUUCGGUUUCGAAAGCUGAGAAUGGGUUAAUUGAGUUCAUCAACACGGCUUUAGGAGCUGUAAUCUCUUUCGGCGUGCAAUUUGUGAAGCUCGACGGCUCAUCCCGUCUCGGUGAUUUCUUUCUCUUCAGUUCCGCCUCAAUUCUUGGAGUUGUAACAAUUGUGCUGAGCUUAACGUCUUCUUUAUGGAUUGCUUACGGGAUGUAUGUAAUGGCUGUCUUUAUUUACCACGCGCUUAGCCCAAUUUCCAGUACAAUAAUCGCUAGCCAACUUGAGAAAAGCGCUUAUGGCUUCGUUUUUGGAGCGAACUCGCUUUUUGCCUUAAUCAUUCAAACUGUGAUCACUUUCACCGUUGUUGACAAAAACUAUUUCGAGCUUAAAAUGCAACAACAGUUCCUCAUUUAUGCAUCAAUCUUUUUCUUGACGAGUCUGAUCCCGAUGAUUUGCUCAAUUUUGAAGCCAGUUCAAUUGAUUCACGAGUGUCCAACUGAAAGUGCAAUUUUAGAAGAUUUA
This is a messenger RNA of Mesorhabditis belari, 1296 nucleotides long. NCBI's taxonomy places the organism in Eukaryota, Metazoa, Nematoda, Chromadorea, Rhabditida, Rhabditidae. The record is from the annotation of a GenBank genome assembly.